Messenger RNA from Diaporthe citri, 489 nucleotides. RefSeq lists its product as uncharacterized. The transcript has 2 exons. The record is from RefSeq and is a predicted model, not a curated record. NCBI's taxonomy places the organism in Eukaryota, Fungi, Ascomycota, Sordariomycetes, Diaporthales, Diaporthaceae. Bases 1 to 489 code for a protein of 162 amino acids.
AUGUCCGACGUAUUCAGGCGCAUUGGGCGCGGCGGCGCGGGUAAUUUCAUCUCUGAGAAGGAAAUUCAAGAGGCAGCACGGGCGCAACAAGCUCAAGACCCAGAGUCGCAGAAGCAUGAGGCCGCGGCGGAGCCAGCAGCAGCACCACCAGCGUCGGCUGCUGCCUCGCACGCGCCCCAGUACGUGAGGGUCGGCAGGGGCGGCUCCGGCAACUACACCGAGCCGCCGACCAUCGCGGAGUCGCAGGACAGGCAGGACGUCGUGGAGAGGACCAAGGCCGCCGUCAGCGCGUCCCAGGCCGGCAAGCCCAGGGCCGGCUUCAGCUCCCGGGGCGGCGCAGGGAACUGGACUGACGAUGCUCCCCCCGCCGACGACUCUGAGGAGAGCACGAAGCGUCAGGAGAUCGCGGACAAGGUGAAGCAGGAGCUCAACUCCAGUCUGCCGCCCCCGCCGAAGACGUAUCACCAGCAUGACAGGGACAUGGAGUGA